This is a messenger RNA of Drosophila yakuba, 453 nucleotides long. RefSeq lists its product as uncharacterized. The transcript is spliced from 2 exons. The record is from RefSeq and is a predicted model, not a curated record. The coding region runs from base 68 to 223 and encodes 51 amino acids. Lineage: Eukaryota; Metazoa; Arthropoda; Insecta; Diptera; Drosophilidae.
GCCACAGCUUCAGUCUUAAUUCAACGCUCAGCUCAGAAACAAAACUCACGGAUUUAUUACCUUCAAAAUGAUAUACUUCAAAUUCAGUUGGCUGCUAGUCGUCGUUCUACUCUUCAUUUCCUCGCAAAAUGCUCACGCUGCUCGAAAACGAAAGGGAAAGCCGAAAUUUUCAUUUCCCAAAAUUGAAAUAAAUAUCCACCAUAACAAUAUUCAAAUUGGCUGAAAAUGGAUUUAUUUAAUAAUAUCUUACAGUAGUUGUUGAAUAAUGUUACACCGUAGUAGUAAUAUGUUUUGCCAUUAUAUGGUUGCUUUAAAAGAUUACUUAUUAUACGUACUCUAAAUAUAUUUAAAUUUAAUUCACACAUACACAUUCUGGUUGAGAUAAGAGACCUGUAUAGAUUUCGCUGUUCCUUGUUUUAAAUAAAAACAAUUUCAAAUAUGUCUCAUUUCCAA